UCCCGAGCCUCGGGAUGAGGACACAUGCCUCGAGGCCCCCCAGGGGAGAAGUCUGGGUCUCAGGAAGCAGAUACUUGGAGGACAGAGGGCGAGAGGCUCAUCUUUGGCACCCUGUACCCAGCCUAUUCUUCCUACAAGGCUGUGAAGACAAAAAACGUGAAGGAAUAUGUGAAAUGGAUGAUGUACUGGAUCGUCUUUGCCUUCUUCACCACGGCCGAGACACUCACGGAUAUAGUGCUCUCCUGGUUCCCCUUCUACUUUGAGCUCAAGAUCGCCUUCGUGAUAUGGCUGCUGUCCCCCUAUACCAAGGGCUCCAGCGUGCUCUACCGCAAGUUUGUGCACCCGACACUCUCCAACAAGGAGAAGGAAAUCGACGAGUACAUCACGCAGGCCCGAGACAAGAGCUAUGAGACCAUGAUGAGGGUGGGCAAGAGAGGCCUGAACCUGGCUGCCAAUGCUGCAGUCACGGCUGCUGCCAAGGGCCAGGGGGUGCUGUCAGAGAAACUCCGAAGCUUCAGCAUGCAGGACCUGACCCUCAUCCGGGACGAGGAUGCACUGCCCCUGCAGGGGCCCGAUGGCCGCCUCCGACCCGGCCCUGGCAGCAUCUUGGACACCAUCGAGGACUUAGGAGAUGACCCUGCCCUGAGUUUAAGGUCCAGCACAAACCAGACAGAUCCCCGGACAGAGACCUCUGAGGACGACAUGGGAGACAAGGCUCCCAAGAGGGUCAAACCCAUCAAAAAAGUGCCCAAAACUGAGCCACUGGCUUCCAAGACACUGAAGAACCGGCCCAAGAAGAAGACCUCUGGCGGCGGCGACUCGGCCUGAGGUCCUCCACCCCCCACAGGCUGCAGAAGGAGGAGGAAGCCUCAGGAAGGGCCUUGGCCCAGCCCCUGCUCCACACUGUGCCAACAGCCCAGGUCUCUCUGGCCCUGGGGCACCUUCAGACGGCCGUUUCCGGCGCCUGCCCAGUGGCCACUCCUCUGGACGGGGUUUGGAAAAGAGGAGGGCGGCCCAGCUGUGGGGGUUGAGGCUAGAGGCUGGACCGGGGCUGAGGACGGAGCCACCCAAGGAGGUGGGCUCCUCAGCCAGCACCGCUCUCCUCCCCGUCCAGCCCUGCCUGCCCACCCAGUGCCUUGCUGAAGACCAUGGCCAUCCCCUUCUCCGAGGUCCUAACAUGCCCCGGCCGCUCUCCCUGGCUUGGGAGCAGGGAGGGGGCAGUCAUAGCCCGGAUGGACCAAGGAUGGGCCUGAAGGCACCUGGGAGAAAGGGAGCAACUGGGGAAGGCCUCGGGGAACCCGGGCGGGGCCUCCAGGCUUAGCCGGGAAUGGAGGAUGGGGUUCGCGUGUGCUUAAAUGACCAGAGUGGCCAGGCCAGAGCUGCAGCUGGGGCUUUUCUCCGAGCUGUGGAUAGGGCUGCGUGCUACAAGUCCCCACAUAAAAAGGGGCUCCAAGGAUGUGCGUGUGUAUGUGUGUCUUUGUGGGCCCAGGGCUGGGGGGAGUUUGGGUCAAGGACUGUCCGUCCAGCAGUCCCUUCCUCCCACCCUCAGCCCCACAGUCUGAGGCCCUUUCCGCCUCCCAACCUUCCCACCUAGUCUCUAGGCCCAGCCCGUGAGAGAAUGGGGUUUUGAGGGGCCUCUCACUUCCUCCCCUGCCCUGGAUUCCUUUCACAUCACCCUGUUCUCACCUUGCCCUGGGCUGGACUCCUCCACUCCUCAGGGCCUGUGGUGCAGGGCCCUUCUGAGCUGGCUUCUUGCCUCUUCACCUGGAGCCCAGCCUCCCUUGCCCCAGGAUCCCUUCUCUGUGCCAAGCAGACUAGGCCGCAUAUGGGCAGACCCCGUCAGAGCCCAGCCUCCGCCCCACACCACCCCGGCUUCUGCCAUGGCCAGGAGAAGCAUGUGAAGAAGAAAGAGAAAUGCAGGAGCCAGGAGCUCCUAUUCCUUGGAAAGGGGAUGCCCACUGGACCUUUGGCACUGGAUGAGCCAAUAAACCAAACUCUGGCACCUCA
Carlito syrichta (Philippine tarsier) is the source of this 2007-nucleotide messenger RNA. RefSeq names its product receptor accessory protein 2 (gene REEP2). Bases 25 to 828 code for a protein of 267 amino acids. Gene Ontology annotation, cellular component: cytoplasmic microtubule; endoplasmic reticulum tubular network; endoplasmic reticulum membrane. Gene Ontology annotation, biological process: endoplasmic reticulum tubular network organization. Gene Ontology annotation, molecular function: microtubule binding; taste receptor binding. The record is from RefSeq and is a predicted model, not a curated record. The transcript has 8 exons. NCBI's taxonomy places the organism in Eukaryota, Metazoa, Chordata, Mammalia, Primates, Tarsiidae.